Messenger RNA from Megachile rotundata (alfalfa leafcutting bee), 6577 nucleotides. RefSeq names its product Guanine nucleotide exchange factor in mesoderm (gene GEFmeso). Gene Ontology annotation, molecular function: guanyl-nucleotide exchange factor activity; small GTPase binding. Lineage: Eukaryota; Metazoa; Arthropoda; Insecta; Hymenoptera; Megachilidae. The record is from RefSeq and is a predicted model, not a curated record.
CCGUUGUGGUGAAGAAGCCGAGGAUGUUCAAACGAUACGCCACCGUGACUACUAUCACCUGGACACGAAGACCAUUGUUACCAUUAAUCACGCGUCCCAGAUCGCUGGUGUUCCGGUGUUGAAGUCACCGCCGUGGAACCACACCAUCACCGGCCAUCCUUCGUCCGGUUUAUUUCCUACAUGUAUUUCAAAUUAUUGUUGUACAUUUAUGUUGUAAUAUACUUCGGUUUUUAAAAGGUUUCGCCAGACGGUUUCGACAAAUUAACGAGCUAAGCGAGACUUGGCGAAUUCCUGAGAUCGUGAGGAAGACGUGCGUGCUCGCAGUGCCAGAGCAGCGAACGCCGGAAAAAGAACCAACAAGAAGCUGUGUUCCAGGCAACGGCGAUGGCGGUACACCAUGAAGGGUUAAAAAUACACACGAUAUUCGAUGGUCCUAAUUCAAUGGGCAGCCGGCGUAUGGCGAUUUACAUGUACACCCGCGAGCACCGUACACAUCCCCACUAAAAAUGGCGUCAAGAGCAAGCACUCACUCGUCCAUUUGAAUGAAAGGUUGCAUUGCAGCAGAGUGUACGUUUCUGGACGAAGGCGAGGACAGUCGGUGCAUUGAGGGACUCGCAGCCGAGCAAAGCAGAGGAACGCGAGUAGAGAGCACAGCACAGCGUUGUUGGUCGGUGGCGGCUGUUUGCCGAUUCGUUGAGUUGCCGGCACGUUCGGUCGGGUCGAAGGCUCCCGCUCUCAGUCCGUCUUGCGACCGCGUGCCAAGGGGAUGUCGUUCUCUUCCUUCCGUGAUUAAAAUCGUGUGUCGGCCGUUUCACGGUUCGUUCUCCGCGUUACGAGACGAAUGUCGUUGUUGUGUGACGUGUGUUCGACAUCAAAGGAUCCCGUGUUUUUCCGGAAUCAGUGACAACCAACGAGGAGAGGACGUCCCUGUCGUGUUUGAAGUAUUUGAUGCAACGAGAUGGGUAGCGAGGCAGACGCGGAGGCCACGGCUGCCAACGCCGUCGAUUCGGAUGGAUCUGUUAGCUGGGAAGACUUCUUCGGAACCAGCACAGACCUGGUGCCCCAGCUGCUGGGCAUGUUCGACGAGCUAGCCCGUCGCGGCAAUGGCUAUACCGAUCACGUAGUCCUUCCCUCGACCUGCAAUAUCCCAGCGGUGCUGCAGAAGCGACUGAGCCUGGUAUCCCAUCGUGGCUCCAUAUUCGGCCAGUUCUGUCCCGAGUUAGCGAAAUCACAGCAGGACACGAUGAACGAGCAAUCGUUGCCGGAGAAUAACGUGGAUGUGGUCGUGGAAGAGGACGUCGUCGAGAAGGAGAACGUCUUCGAGAGUCAGAAGGAGGAUCGAAACGAGAGGAUAGAGGAGAAACCCUAUCGACGAGAGAGCAACGGACUCACGCCACUUAGGUACGACAGACGAUGCAGGAGACCGUUGUCCGGGAGUUCAGUAGCGUCUAGCACCUCCUCCAGCGGGUGCAGUAACCAGGGGAACGCUUGCACCAUCAAUCCUUAUUUGGCGUCGGUCGAGUCCCUGGCAGACACUUGUGCCAGCUCUCAAGGUUCUGGAGACAGCGGAGUGGUCACAGUGUCAGAAACCAAUUGUCGAAUAGGAAAUGAUGACACAGGGCAAAGAAGAAACAGUGCAGAGGAAGGUCCACCAUGUCACAAACCACGUUACUGUGAUCCUCAUAGAAAUCCCAUGGAAAGGGUACUUCUAGAGAUAGUUGACACUGAGGCAAUAUAUGUGGAACAUCUGCGACAAGUAAUUCAGGGUUACCUUAUAUAUUGGAGAAACGAUCCGGCAUCGUUUGUGCAUCAAAUGCAGCUGAGUGACUUAUUUAGUAAUAUUGAGGACAUAUUUGAAUUCAAUAGAGAGUUCCUGAAGGAAAUAGAAAAGUGUGGUUUGGAUCCUGUUUGCGUGGCAAACACAUUUAUAAAGCAUAACUCAGGGUUCAAAGUGUACACAGAAUACUGUACCAAUUACCCAAGGACAGUUUCUGUCUUGACUGACUUAAUGGGCCAAGAAGGGACUGCGAACGCGUUUCGAGAAAGACAAGCGGCACUAGGACACGCGUUACCUCUUGGUUCGUUUCUUCUUAAACCUGUUCAAAGGAUUCUUAAAUACCAUUUACUUCUGCAGAACUUGUCGAAGGAGUACGGCGCAGACUGCGACUUAGGAGAAAACGAGGCUGAAGGAAGAAAAGCGAUCGAAGCAGCGCUUGCAGCGAUGACCGGCAUCGCAAGGCAUAUUAACGCAAUGAAACGAAGACACGAGCAUGCUGUGCGUGUUCAAGAGAUUCAGUCGCUUCUGUACGGCUGGUCUGGUCCAGAUUUAACCACGAGUGGAGAACUAGUGGCGGAAGGACGAUUCAGAAUGCGAGGAGCAAAGGCUCCUAGACACGCCUUCUUGUUUGACCGUAUGCUCCUGCUCACCAAGAAAAAGGAGGAUGGACUUCUAGUCUACAAAGCUCAUAUCAUGUGUUCAAAUUUGAUGCUUAUCGAGAGCAUACCUGGAGAGCCCCUUAGCUUUCACGUGAUUCCGUUUGAUAAUCCUCGACUCCAAUAUACGUUGCAGGCACGAAAUCUGGAGCAAAAAAGGGAAUGGACGUUGCAGAUAAAAAGAGUGAUGCUUGAAAAUUAUAACGCGGAGAUACCCAUGCACGCGAGGCAGUUAGUUUUACAACUUGGUCAGACACAGCCAGAAGAUGAUGCUUUAGCGGAUAGGGGGUCAGCAAAGAAACAACAUUCGACACCACCAGAGUAUUUAGAGAAACGUAAACAGGAAAGAGAGAGACGACGGUCUGAAACUGGACUUAGGCAAAGAUUCAAAAAGAGUGGUAGAAAGUCUGAGACUACAACUGAGGACUCUCCAGCAUCGCCACGAAAAAAUCAGAACGAUGAUUCAAACCUGAACGAUUCUAGAGAGCAGGGUCUUAGGUCUUCAGAUGGACGCGGGUCAAAAGUCAAGGAUCGCUUUACUGGUUGGAGACGAAAAUCAGAACCAGGUUUCCAGUCGUACGUGUGUCUCAAUCAAUCUGACGAGGAGCAAAAGGAAGAUACGGGGGAUACGGGGUCAGCUACGGUCGAAACUGAGUGCGCGAUCAUUGAGAACGAUAAGCAUACGAAUUCUCCACCAUCAGAAACCAAAGAGAACAAUGAACAACAGGCUCAAGCACAGACGGUCGAGGAAAUAGUUGGCCGCAUCCUCAUGCAGAACCAAGAAUUCCAGAAGCUUCUCGAGAAACAGCGAACGAACAGUAUACUCAACGUCAGGCAGCAACAACGUUUCAAUAAACGUAUCUCUGCCGACACAUCCGAUGACAGCGAUUCUGAAAACACGAUUUAUAACACUGAUAAUUCAGUCAACAACAGAGUAUCGCGUACGCGUGCGGGCCACCGCGAACGACUUGUCAAAACGAAUAACACUUUGAAUUCCUUAUCCUCUCCCCGGGAUCACCAGCCAGCCUUGCAGUUGCUUUAUGAUAAUUUGAACAAGACUGAGAAUAAUAAAUCAGUCGAGACUAACUCGAAAAACAAGGUAAAUCAUGUGCAAGAGAAGAAGGCGUUGUUCGACGCGUUCAAGAGGCAAAGUAUCGUGACUGAAAGCAAGAUCAUCAAAACUGCGCUGAGGAUAAGGGAGAACUCAGCGACUAGGAACGAAGAACCUGCGAACCAAACGUCCGUACCUGAAACUGAAGUACAGGUAGCAGGCAGCGAUAAAGGACUGGUAAAUGGCGAGAAUAUGAACGAAGUCGCUCAAGAAGGCACAGGAUCCAGCAAAGGUUUUGGAAACUACGACAACUUGCAACACGUUUGGGAGGGUUUGCAGGAGGAAAAAGGCUUAGACGGGAACGACAGUCCAACUCGACCAGCGGUUUGGCUAACCAAACUCUGCGAAGGACUACCCACGUCUCCUCAAAAAUGUGGCUCCCUCCCACGCAGUUUUCAAAUUCAUCCCAACUCCAAUCAGAACGUAACGAAAUCACGGUUCUUGCAGAGAGACGGUAAACCAAUGAGCGAGAGACCUUUCACGAUAGCUUCAGACAAACCAGCAGAGAUCAACUUGGAAGACAUGGAGAGAUACGCUUCAACUUGCCAGCCAGAAGGAAGGAUCGCCAAAUUUCCUACGUCGGUAUCGACUUCCACUUCAACAUUCUUCUGUUCCUUGGAUGACACCUUGACGGAUGCGUACUCAGAAGUCCACGUGUCCUCAACAACCACCAACAUACACCCAGAUCACAAGAUUUACAGGCCAAACACCAGUGGUAGCACGAUUUUCAAGAACGUCCUUUCGAAGGCUGGGAACCGUCUUCAAGGCUUGAGGAACACCAUGAGCACAGAGACCUUGGAGUGCAGCGAGGAAUUAGAAAGGACCAAGUACUUCCGCUCUCUGAGUACAAGUAAGUUGAAGAAGAAGAGCAAGUUGAAGCAUUCGAGGGAGUCUUCAUCGGACGUGGAAGAGCUCGUAGGCUGCACAGCAAGAGGAUCUUCAGACCUAAGGAUCCCUUCGCUGUAUUACAAGCAAGGAAGUUCGAGUCUGGGUGCUCGUAUCGCUCAGUCUGAUUACGCCGAUCCUUCGAUACUGUUCUCCGAGAGCAAACGCCAACUUGCGAAUUCGUCUCAAGCAAAACAGGAGAAGAAGGAGGACGAAGAGAACGCGGAAAACAGGGAAAGCGAAACAGACAGUUUCUACGAGAAGUCAUUUGAGACUAUAGAAAAUUACGUGGACGCAGAUGUGGACGAGGCGUUCCGGGAUAGUGCAAUAUUUAGCGACAUCGAGGAGGUUCUGGUGACCAGGCCUCUCUCGGAGGAUACAUCGUUCAAAAGCAAAGUAGCUCCGCCAAUCCCCGCCAAAAAGAGAACAGAGUCGUUGAAUCCCUCAGGGUGUAACUCUUCAAAAUGCAAACCAACCGUUGCUCAAAAACCUGACUAUUUGAAAGUGAAGUCAGCGUUCUUGAAGGGACAAGAAUCGGACUGCAAAACUCCAGCGAGAUCCCCUUUGACCGAGGGAACAACGUAUCAGUGUUCUACAACCAUUUUGCAGAAUAGUUGUGCGCAGAAUAAUAGUGAAGAUAAGGAUGAUGUGUCAGCGGGACAGAGUCAAGCAGGUUGGGUGCGAAAGAUAGUGGGUCAAUUCCAGGGUCACGUCGAAACGUAAUUCAUACCAAUGAAAUUGUACAAAUAUUAAACUGGGUCUUGAAACGCAUGAAUUCUACGUUUGUCCGAAAUCAUGUUCUAAAUGCCUCAACGGGGUCAAGCAGUCAUUGUCCAGUUGUCCAAAGUUUUAUUUUCAAAUGAUCUCCAAAGCAAAAUCUUUGAGGUUAUAUUUUAUUAGUACAAUGGAACGGGGUAAACAGGAUACAUACAAAGGUUGAUCUAGAUCAGCGAUUAGAACUGACGGGUUUUAUUAUCUGAUCUAGGUGAAAUUCAGAUGCUGCACUGGAAAACAUGAUAUGUACAUAAUGAAGAACUUUCCAUGAAAGUAGAUAACAAUUUUUACAUUUGAUUCAUUUUCAUGUUUGCCAUUCUUUUCAUUCUACUACUAACAUUAAUCUUUGUACGAGAUUUUAAAGAACCAUGUACGCAUUACGUUUCCCUUUACAUUAUUUUGUGCCUUGUGUAAACUAUUGCCCACGCGACAUAUGAAGGUCUAGUAUUGAAACACGCGUAUGGUACAACAUUGAAACAAAUACUGCCAAGCGUUUUGUCAUAUCAUGUAAACUAGCGGUAAAUGGAAAGACGCUAUUAGCGAUUUCAAUUAACGUUCAUAUUUAAUCCGUGUCAUAUAUAAAUUUCAUGUUAAUAAUACAGGGUAAUUAGAGUCUUAUCUGUGAAAUAUUUGCGGUCUUACAUAUUUGAAUGAAAUGUAAACAUAUCUGUUGUGAAAAGAAAAAUGUUAAAAUUGUUAUGAGAGGUUAAUUUUAAAUCACCCUGUAUUGUUGCAAAGUUUUACCAAGAAAAUUUUCAUAUUUUAACAUUGUUAGUCAAACUAUGCAAAUAAACGCGCAUGUCGACUGAAUAUUCUAAGCGUCGAUGUACUUGCAUUAACUCGUUAGGAUUGAUUAUUUUAUGUUUUAAUAAUAAACAUGUCCGUUCACGUAGAUCAGAAGGGUCGAUCUUUAUUUUUUAUUUAUUUACAGAACCUAACGAGUUAUAUAUUUUUGUUUAAUUAUAUUAAACGAACGCGAUAUAUUUAAUGUUACUUAGACAAUAAUCACCUCAUGAUAGAAAAUGAGUGGCUGAUUUAUUUGCAAUUAUGCUAACACAGUUUCAUUGCAAUAAAUCAACUUAAUUAUUGUCAAUAUUCAUUUUUGUAAUUUCUUUCAUUCGAUAAAAAUGUUACAAACAAAUUGUUAUCUGUACCUUUUACACCAUGUAUUAUUAUGAAAUGUAUAGAAAGGAUCCAAGGGUACAUCCGGAGGGUUAAUAUCCAAAGGUAGAUCCAAAUAUUACUUCAGGUAGGUUUUUUAUUAAGAGAAAUGUCUAUUUACAAGAGGUUUUCAGCUAGUCGUGUUUACAGAUACAAGAGUAAAUGAUAUACAUUGUUCAUAAGUUAACUACGCAAUACUGUAUGUAUAUAAAA